Messenger RNA from Hepatospora eriocheir, 1620 nucleotides. The record is from the annotation of a GenBank genome assembly. NCBI's taxonomy places the organism in Eukaryota, Fungi, Microsporidia, Hepatosporidae.
AUGAAAGAUAAAAAGAAAAUUUCUAUGUUAGUAGGAAGUAUUAUUUUAAUAUUAUUGGUGCUGUUAGAUAUUAACAUGUAUCAUAAAACAGGUAAAAGUUUAUUAGUAGGUGCUUCUAAAAAGGUAAGUGGUAUAAUGUUUAUUAAGAAGAAUAAAAAGAUGGAGGAAAUUAAAAAGAUUGGAGAGACGGUAGAUAGAAUAGAAAGAAAAGUCAAUAUUAUGGAUGAUAAGAUGAAUAAGCAUAAUUUAUCACAUGAUGAAUUAAUUAAACAAGUAAAGAAAGAUAAACAAACACAUAUUGAAAUAAGGCCAAUUAAAACUGUAUCAAAGCCAGAUACUAAACAAAUCCACAUUUCUAAAAUUAAAUUAGGAAAUCCAUUAACUGAUCCAACAGGUGAAGUAAUUCCUGAUUCUUUAUCAGACAAUCAAUUAAUUAAUGAGUUAUUAUCAUUUGAUGAUAUUUAUGAUAACCCGGAGAAACAUAAAUUAGAUAAUCAUAAAUUUGAAAUGCCUCGUAGAAUUCAUAAGAACCCAUUUAAUGCACCACAUGAAAGACAUAAGAAUUUGUUUGAUCACAUUAAAGUAAGUGAACCAAAUCCAAGAAUUAAUUUACAUCCAUUUGAUUUUAAUCAACCUUUAUUUGGUGCUAAUGGACCAAAUACAUCUUCAAAACAGGAUUCUGUACAGGUAUUUAAGUUAGAUAAUCUUGAUGAUUAUAAGAGCUUUACAGAUAAUAUAAGAAAAGGCACACCAGAAGACACAGUAUUUACAGGACCAGUUGCAAUUGCAGAUUUUACAUUUGAUAGGAUUAAAGAUAUUACGAAGGGAGUACCUAUUUUACCACAAAUAGGUGCAUUGAAUCAUACAUUUCCUAAAAAGGAAAAUCUAAAUAAGGAAAGUAUAAUUUCUAAGGAUGAGGUUAAGAAAGAAAAAAGUGAAGUUAAGAAAGAAAAAAAUGAAGUUAAGAAAGAAAAAAGUGAAGUUAAGAAAGAAAAAAGUGAAGUUAAGAAACUUAAGAAAGAAAUAAAGAAACAAAAAAAGAUUGAUGAAAAGAAAGAAGAAAAGAGAAAACAGGAUGAAAAGGAAGAAAAAUUAAAAAAAGAAAUAGAAAAGUUAAAGAAUGAAAAAGAAGAAUUAAGUAAAUCUAACCAAAGUUUAGAUAAAUUGACAGGAACUUUAAUGAAUGAAAUAGAUAAAACAAAUAAUGAAUUAAAAGAAGUUAAUCGUAAAUUGGAUAUUCAAAGAGAAUUUAAGAAAGUAGAAGAACCAAAAUCAUUAAAGAAAACAGAAGAACCAAAAUCAUUUAAGAAAACAGAAGAACCAAAAUUAUCAAAGAAAACAGAAGAACCAAAAUUAUCAAAGAAAAUAGAAGAACCAAAAUUAUCAAAGAAAAUAGAAGAAGUUAAGAAAAUCAAAGAAACUAAAUCAAUUAAAUUCCCGGAAAGAUCAUCAUUUGAUUCAAUAUCUGAUGAUUUUAAUGAGAUAGUAACACCAAAGAUUAAAUCAGAACCUAAAAAGAAUAAAGAAAUGAAUUUUAAAAGCAAAGACAAAGAAAUCGGAAUAGAUAACUUAUUUAACACAAUCUUUGAAAAAUCAAUUAAUCCUACACCAACCGUUUAA